AUGUCUGAUGGACCAGAGUUGAGCCUCACAGGUGCUCUAUGUUACUUGGUCUCUUUUCACACUUCACAUUUGCUGGAUAAACAUGAUGGACAGGAGGCUGAUCCAAUAGGACAAAUAUGACCCAAAAGGCAGGAUUCCACAUUACAGCAGGACCCUUCAUCUAUGUAUGUUUUCAAUGUGGUUGAUAAACAAAAUAAUUCAAAACCUACUUGAAGGUAACAGCGCUCAAUGUUGCCCGUAGUGGCCGGUUUCAACGUCAUCUCUCGACGUCCACAGACAUGUAUGGACAUCAAAUACUGACUUUUAUCACGGGUGACCUGGCUGUCCAUCUCUAUAACUCUAUCUCUUACCCAAGCGUUAGAUUACUUCUCUGUGUCAGUCCUUGAUGGUCCAGUCACACAUGGUCAGGCUCCUCUGUCUCUCUACCUUGUGAACUGUCAUGGUAUAUUGGUGUGGCCAGAGAAGAUGCUGACAGAAGAUCUGUGAUCCCUCUAAAACCUCAGUGUGGUGUCUGGAUUCUUUCUUACUAAUAAGAAAAAGGUUUCCAUGUCCUCACUAACCCUCAAACACCAGUAACUGUGAGAGAAGAGCUCUCUGUAGUGGGAGUGUUCCUAGACUGUGAUAAACAUACUCUGCCUUUUUAUAAUGUUGAUGCAGAGUCACAUAUCUACACUUUUACCAAUUCGGUG
Messenger RNA from Coregonus sp. 'balchen', 689 nucleotides. The record is from the annotation of a GenBank genome assembly. Lineage: Eukaryota; Metazoa; Chordata; Actinopteri; Salmoniformes; Salmonidae.